GGUUCCUUGGCUCAGGAUUGGCUGUGUAGACAGGAGGGAGCUUGCAAAGAGCAGGGAUGGAGUUGAGGGGGCGGGGCUGGCUUCCGGCGGCGGAGGGGAGCGAGCCGGAGCCGGCUGGGGGAGGGGGUGUAGGCGCACCGCGGAGUGCAGCGCUCUCGGUGAGCCUAGCACCCGGAGUAGCCGUCUCCCCCUCCCCCUGCCUGAGCCUCUAGAAGCCCUCUCUCUUCUGUCCUCCCUGGACUAGGGCAAGCAGGGCUGCACUGUCCCAGGCCGGCGGGGCGGAGCCCGGAGCCCCACUGAGAGCUGCAGAGCCAACCUCACCUCCUGCCCAGGGCGCAAGUGUGAGCCACUGCUUCAUGUUGUGCUGAUGCUGGUCUGCCAUGCUAGCCUGUCUACCAGGGCCAGGUGACCUGUCCUUUCAGCUUCUUUCUCACACGCAGAUGAACACUGGACUUCAGAAAUGGGACACUACACAGAAAAUGAGAACUGCUCACUAUCCCACCCCAGCCGAAUUGGACGCGUAUGCUAAGAAGGUCGCAAACAACCCACUGACUAUAAAAAUCUUCCCCAACAGUGUGAAGGUUCCCCAGCGGAAACACGUUCGUCGUACUGUGAACGGCCUCGACACAUCAGCCCAGCGCUACAGCCCCUACCCGACUCAGGCUGCCCCCAAGGCAGGCCUGCUUGCCAUUGUCAAAGUGCCAGCCAAAAGCAUACUCAAGGACUUUGACGGCACCCGAGCUCGGUUCCUCCCUGAGGCCAUCAUGAACCCCCCAGUGGCACCCUAUGCUACUGUGGCACCCAGCACUUUAGCCCACCCACAGGCCCAGGCUCUGGCCCGACAGCAGGCCCUGCAGCAUGCACAGACCCUGGCCCAUGCCCCUCCCCAGACACUGCAACACCCUCAGGGUAUACCACCACAGGCACUGUCUCACCCUCAGAGCCUCCAGCAGCCUCAGGGCCUGGGCCACCCUCAGCCGAUGGCCCAAACCCAGGGCUUGGUUCACCCUCAGGCCCUGACUCACCAGGGUCUCCAGCACCCCCCUAAUCCCUUGCUGCAUGGAGGCCGGAAGAUGCCAGACUCAGAUGCACCCCCGAAUGUGACCGUGUCUACCUCAACUAUCCCCCUUUCAAUGGCGGCCACCCUGCAACACAGCCAGCCCCCGGACCUGAGCAGCAUCGUGCACCAGAUAAACCAGUUUUGCCAGACGAGGGCAGGCAUCAGCACUACCUCAGUGUGUGAGGGCCAGAUCGCCAAUCCCAGCCCUAUUAGUCGAAGUCUGCUCAUCAAUGCAAGCACCCGGGUGUCGACCCACAGCGUCCCCACACCAAUGCCUUCAUGUGUGGUCAAUCCCAUGGAGCACACCCAUGCGGCCACAGCCGCACUGCCUGCUGCAGGUCCCGUCAACCUGCCCACAGGCAUCUCUCGAGCCCCCACUGGCUACCCUAGCGACCUCAAGCCAGUUACCUGGAACCAGCACCAGCUGGCCCACCUACAACAGAUGUGCAGUGAGGCCGGUGGGACACCAGCCCCUGGCCUGACAGGCAAACAUACAGCAGGACGUGAGUUGGCAGGGCCUGGUUUUGUGGGCAAGGCCCCUGCCUAUCCGCAGGAACUCUGCCUGGCACAGUCCUUCCAUCUGAAGCCACCCCUGGAGAAGCCGACCCCAUCCCCACCAGUCAACGGCCUACCAGCCCCACUGGCCUACCCCAAUGGUCACUACUUCCCACCCCUGUGGAACAACAUUCUACCAACUCCCAAUAGCGACAGCUCGGGGUCUCAGGACCUCGCCAUGCCGUUCCACGGUGGGCAGCCCACAGGUGCCCCCCUCGACUGUGGGGCAGCUCCUGGGGCCCACUACCGAGCAGGGACUGGGGGUGGUCCAGUGGCAAGCCAGAACAGCUUGAUGCAAACAGUGGAUUACCUGAGUGGGGAUUUCCAGCAGGCCUGCUUCCGAGAACAGAGCCUGGCCAUGUUGAGCAAGGCCCACCGAGCUCCUGGCACCCGAGCCCCCGAUCCCACAGAUAGUCGAAGUCUUCAUAUUCAGCACCCAGGGUAUAGAUAGGGAGCUGUGGCGCUCUCCUCAGGCAGCAUCACACAUUGCCCUUCUAGGUUUAGUCUUACUUUUAAGUAACUGGAUAGUUUCAAAGCUUCACUGCUCCAGUGUGAUCAUCCUGAGAUAUCUAAGGAAGGGAACUUGGCGGGGCCCCUUUGGGGACAGAAGAAGGUCCUUUAUCCUUCCCUCCAGCAACUCUUGGUUUUCUGUUAGAUCCUAACCCUGUCCUCUCAGCACCUGCCUGUCAGGCAGUCUCCACCCUGACCACUUCUGACUCUUGCCAUCUUUUGCUGAACUUCUAUUUCUUUUGGGACUGAGUUAUGACUGAGGGGAGUGGCCUAGGCCCUUAAGUUAGGCUUCUCGGUCUGGGACUAAGAAACCAGACUUUCUAAGUGCUCUGGAAGCUAAUUCCUUAUUCCCCCAAAGAUGUCAAAUCAAAAUAAACACACUCCCCCAUCUCUCCCAGCUGCUUCCAUCCCUCAAGGCUUGGUGUUUCAUUUCUGUUGUUUCCAAGCCACUGCACUUGUCCUUGCCAAAGCCUUGCGACUCAGAGAAAACCAUUGCGUUGGCGUCUUGGUUCUUGACUCUCCUCACAGAGAAAUGCAGUGGCCAUCUGGCAUUCCCAGGACCUCCUGUCACCGUUGCCUCUGUCCAAACUCAACUGCUGUCCUCAUCCCUGCCUCCCCUCCCUCUUAAGAAAAACAAAACAAAAACUACCUUACUUGAAGAAUUAGUUAUAGGUAAAGGAUGAUCACAUUAGAGUUUGGAAUUAAAAACACCAAAAAAGUUUGAAAAAAAAAGUUUAAAAAUGCAUUUGGUUCUCUACACUGGCUAAGAAUUAUUGGUCCACACUGUAAGUCUUAAAUGUCAUGUUUCUGUAUGAAUGAGUGGGUUUGAGGAGCAUUGUGUACGAGUGCCCCACAGGUAUAGUCACUCUCUAAGUUUUGCAGCCCUUCAGUUUAAUGAAGAACAAAAGGAAAAACACAAAGCCUUAAGCCCUUUCAAUUCCUCCUCCACCAAAUGUGCGUGGUUCUGACCGCUGCAGAGGGGCUUACAUUGGGAACGGCCCCUCUUGCCCCUCACCCAUUCAAGAGCAUCUUCCACCUGUUCCAGGACCAACGUGUCUCAUUCCCAAGUGACAAUUAGUUGUCUAGAAAUUCAACACUUCUCUGUAACGUUAGACUGUUUUGUUGUAAAUUCUUGCACCUGUCUUCUGUUGCACAGUUGGGCUUUGAAAGUAAUAGUAAGAAGCCCUUGCCUUUCCUCGCCUUUGGGGAAUGUGAGCUGAUAACUGAAGGUUUGGGGUUUAUUCUCACUGUUCCUUAGCCAGAAAUUCUGUAGUGAUCUGAAACAAUGUGACUGAAGACCAGUUUUUAAAUUAUGUGUUGGCAAGUUGCCUUAUAUUUAAAAGGAAAAAAAAAAAAGGAAAAAUGCCUGAGUGUGUUAUGCCAAAUGAUAGCAA
This is a messenger RNA of Mastomys coucha (southern multimammate mouse), 3519 nucleotides long. RefSeq names its product family with sequence similarity 222 member B (gene Fam222b). NCBI's taxonomy places the organism in Eukaryota, Metazoa, Chordata, Mammalia, Rodentia, Muridae. The coding region runs from base 381 to 2066 and encodes 561 amino acids. The record is from RefSeq and is a predicted model, not a curated record. The transcript is spliced from 3 exons.